AUGGCCGUUUUUAUAAUUGGUAGUAUAUACGUUUACGCUGUAAGUGUGUUAUUUCCAGCAAUAUUGGCAUUUGGACCUCCAUCUGCAAUCUCAUACACGCGUCUGUCAGCAGCGAAUAACAAUACUAAAUGCGGUGUGCGAGGACUGGUGAUGAAUAUUUACCCACCAGCAGAUCAUGCAGGUCGGUGUCAACCCAAGAGAAUCAAAACAUUUGGUUGCAAAGGACAAUGCUAUUCGUAUACUGAAGUCAACAGUAAUCUCACGCGUAUAACUCGUUCAUGCAGCUGCUGUCAGCCAACAGAUUUUGGUCUACAAAAAGCGGUGAUUCGGUGCCAAGGCGGGAUGGAAUUGCGGAAGGUCGGCAGAAGGAUAUAUUAUGCCCACGUUAAGAAACAAAAGCGUUUUUCUUUCUUCUGCCUCUACCACCAUUCUCUCUCUCUCUCUUUAUUUUGGGUCUAUUCUUUUAACUAUCCUCCCUAG
Messenger RNA from Acanthosepion pharaonis, 480 nucleotides. The record is from the annotation of a GenBank genome assembly. NCBI's taxonomy places the organism in Eukaryota, Metazoa, Mollusca, Cephalopoda, Sepiida, Sepiidae.